UCAGGAACUCGGAAAAGCAGGUCGUGCAGGACUAUUGCAUGGAAAGGGGAUGGCUGGGGAUACGUACGGGGCUUUGCGGUAGACCCUUGCGAGGGCCUGUUUCUCUUCUCUCACCAUUUGUGGCAGCAGGGUCGGUUAUGGCUGGUUUCCUUGGCUGUCUGUUCAUCUGCAACGGAGUUGUUCGUUCAUGGGCCUGCACACAUGGAACGGCGCUAUCACACUCGGACGUGCAUGGCUGGAUCACAUCUUGGUUGAGCAGACAUUUGUUGUCCUGGUUUUGCUUGCAUGGCGGCUAUUUGCAUGGGAUACCUAUCUUCCCAUGUCUUGGGGGUAUUUUCUUCUGGGUCACAGGCUACUCUUAGAAUCGCGUUUUAUGCUCUGCGGCAUCAUGGGAGCUGGGCGAUAUCCUGUCCUUACAGCAUUCUGGUUUUCUGGUAGCAUUUACUCGGAUUUGCCUUUUAGUUUUGUUCCUGCAGACCCUGUUUUGAUGGAGAUCUCCCUAUCGUGGUGCCCCGGUUUUCAAGAGCACCCAGCCUCGGUUCUUUAGAAAGGGCCAUCAGCACUAAUAAAAGUCAUGUCGUCGUCGUUGCGAAGA
Lindgomyces ingoldianus is the source of this 595-nucleotide messenger RNA. RefSeq lists its product as uncharacterized. The coding region runs from base 188 to 547 and encodes 119 amino acids. The record is from RefSeq and is a predicted model, not a curated record. The transcript has a single exon. NCBI's taxonomy places the organism in Eukaryota, Fungi, Ascomycota, Dothideomycetes, Pleosporales, Lindgomycetaceae.